This is a messenger RNA of Peromyscus maniculatus bairdii (prairie deer mouse), 2134 nucleotides long. RefSeq names its product SLAM family member 9 (gene Slamf9). The record is from RefSeq and is a predicted model, not a curated record. Gene Ontology annotation, cellular component: membrane; external side of plasma membrane. NCBI's taxonomy places the organism in Eukaryota, Metazoa, Chordata, Mammalia, Rodentia, Cricetidae. Gene Ontology annotation, biological process: T cell activation; plasmacytoid dendritic cell cytokine production.
UGGGCUGUACCUGCCCCUGCGUCCCCUGCUCUCAGAUGGGAGGUGGCAGACUGCAGAUGUGCGUGUGGCCUCUGGGCCCAUCCAGCUGUUCCUUAGUGGAGCCUGGAAUGUCCAGACCGCCACUGGGGACUUGUCUGCAGCCCUCACUGCCGAAUCAGAGGGAAUCACCACUGAGUGGUCAUAAACUGUUUUUACAGACACUUGAGCAGAAGAGAAAGGUGGAUGGAAGACAGUUUCUUAAAAAAAAAAAAGAGAUCAACCCCUCACCCCCAAAUAGCAUCACAAAUGGGAAUACAAAUAGCUUUAAACGGAAAGACUUCCCUCACUCAUGUAUUCUAAUGCCACGAAUGUGCAUUUAACAGGGGCCAGGAACAGUGAAACAUACAGAGGAAAUAAAAUAUAGACUCUCAGGGGAGAUAAAAAUCACAGCAACGCAGGAAAUACUAAGGUGGUGGGGAGAGCUUGCUGAGGGCCGAGAGCAGGCUGGUACGUGCAUAUUUGAUUUCUAUGGGAUCUGGACAUACAGAGAGUUGGAGAUAGAAAGUCUUUAUUAGGAAGUGAGAUUUGAACUGAGUUUAGGGGAUGGGCAAUCUGAGUCAGUAGAUAAAUCAUCUGACUGUUGGGCUGGGGAGAAACGUCUUUCCAUGAGGGCCAGGGAGGAGCUUAAAUGUGGACAGAGGAAGUUGAAGUGAGAAGUAUUUCCCUCUCGGCUUCCCGUCAAUAUCAGUCAGUCAUUCCUCUUAUAGGAGUCCCUUCCCAGCUUGUGUUUCCACGACCUGGGGAGCUGACCACAUCACUCUUCCCAGGCAGGAGCUGCUGAUAUGGGGGCCUUUCUCUGGUCACUCCUUCUGCUGCUUCGGGAAGCCAAAGGGUUUUCGGGAGAUGAGGAGGACCCUGAGGAAGUGAUUGCAGUCCUUCAAGAGUCUAUCAUCCUUUCUCUGGAAAUACCAUCCAGUGAAGAGGUUAAGGACAUCAUCUGGUCCUCUCGAAAAAACCUCGCCGUAGUGGCACCGGGGGAAGAGGGCCAGCCAGCCAACAUCACUGUGAUGGAUCCUCGCUACCGAGGUCGAGUGGGCAUCCCAGAGUCCAGCUACUCUCUGCGUAUCAGCAAUCUGACCUGGGAGGACUCUGACUUUUACCAAGCCAAAGUUAACUUGAAGACAUCCCAGCUCUCUAUCACGAAGUCUUACAAUCUCCAUGUCUACCGGCGACUGUCAAGGCCCCACAUCACUGUGAACUUUAAGAUUUCUGAGGAAGGUGCCUGUAACAUAUCCCUGAGGUGCUCCGUAGAGAGGGCGGACAUGGAUGUGACCUACAGCUGGCUUUCAUCUCAGGACAGCACUGACACUCCUCACGAAGGCUCUGUUGUCAGUACAUCUUGGAGGCCUGGUGACGAAGCCCUUUCCUAUACUUGUAGGGUCAGCAACCCCGUCAGCUACUCCACUUCCCGUCUCAUCCCUGUCGGGUCCUUCUGUGCAGAGCCUGGCUAUUCUGAGAAGUCUUCAGUGUUCUGCCUCCUGGCCAAGGGCUUGCUCCUUCUCUUACUCUUGGUAAUUCUGGCUGUGGGACUCUGUGUCUUCCGAGCCCAGAAAAACUAUGAGAUGGCGAGGGUGAGGAAACUCAAGAGAAACCGAAUCAAACUGAGGAAGAAGGGGAAGCCUGGCCCUAGUCCAGUCUGAUGGGCCCCUGGAGACCCCUGUUCUGAGCUUUGUCUCCUCUUAGCCUCCAGGGAAAUCAUCUGGGGGACAGGUGGGAGGAUCACUGUUGAACACCUGAAAGGGCCAUAUUCCCCGAGAGACGCCAUCUGGCAAUAAAGUCAGUCCCCACCUUCUGGAAGAGCUGUGCUUGACUGGCAAUUCUGUGGGUGCUGGGCAGCCCAGGGAAAAACCUGUUGCUCACUUUCCCUACCUGUCCAGGUGUCUUCACUGAAGCCCACGCCCCUUCUCAGGCUUGCCUCUGGGCAGGAAAAUGAGUCUGAAGACCCCAUGAGAGUGAAGUGUUUGUUUUCACUACAGGCAUCCCAUUCUUCACCCACCUAAGUCUUACAAUAAACUACACGAAAGGCUCCCUCACCUAACUAAAUGUGUGACGGCAGUUCAUUUAGUUCAUAACUGUUAUGCCUAAGACUCCUCGC